This is a messenger RNA of Suhomyces tanzawaensis NRRL Y-17324, 1335 nucleotides long. Its product is annotated as mRNA-binding ubiquitin-specific protease. Gene Ontology annotation, molecular function: cysteine-type endopeptidase activity; cysteine-type deubiquitinase activity. Lineage: Eukaryota; Fungi; Ascomycota; Pichiomycetes; Serinales; Debaryomycetaceae. The annotation marks the transcript as partial. The record is from RefSeq and is a predicted model, not a curated record. Gene Ontology annotation, cellular component: cytosol; nucleus. The transcript has 2 exons. Gene Ontology annotation, biological process: protein deubiquitination.
UCUGCUGACACUUCGUUCAACAUCAAGAACGAGGCAGUUCAGCCAUUGGGAAUACUUCUCCUCAGAAUCAUGUUCGACCCUAACUACUCGGUCAUCCACAUGCACAACAGCUUGCCUGGCUUCAAGAUACACCCUCGUGGCUUGACAAACACCGGCAAUAUCUGCUACAUGAACUCGAUUCUCCAGGUGCUCCUCUACUGUCAGCCUUUCAACAAGUUGCUCAAGUUGAUCGAGGACAAGUCCAUUGGUUCGUUGAGCAAGGUUUCUAAAACACCCUUGCUUGAUGCCACUCUCCAGUUCUUCAACGAGUUCGUCACCAAAACUGGUGAAGAACCAGCCAAAACCACCUCGUUGUCACCAGAAAACUUCUACAUGAACUUGAUCUCGCACGAGAAAUUCCUGCACUUGAAGUGGGGGCAGCAGGAGGACGCAGAGGAGUUUUUGGGCUACUACUUGGACGGCUUGAACGACGAGUUCUUGCAAACGAUCAAGGGUUUGACCACGCCUGCUGUGGACUCUUUGAUCCAGGCAUUUUCGACCGAAAACUCGGGAGAAGUCGAGAAAAUCGAACGGUUCAAGUACGAUGUUAAGAGCACGGUCAAAUUGAUCAAGAAUGAGCCCUCUGCCAGCGAAGAAGACUCUACAUCCACCCCAGAGGAUGCAGACGAAUGGAACGAGGUCGGUUCCAACAACAAAAAGAUCUCGGUCAAGAGAACGGUGGAAAUCGAGCCCACGCCCAUCACCAUGAUCUUUGGGGGCCAGUUCAAGUCUGUGUUGACGAUUCCCAAGAACCCAGGAGCCACCCAGUUCCUGAAGUCCAUCACAUUGGACCCAUACCAGCACGUCCAGUUGGACAUUUCCGAGGCGUCGUCCAUCGACGAGGCACUCCUCCACUUGAACCAAUGGGAAAAAAUCAGCUACAAAACAAAGGAAAACAAGGAGAUCCAAAUCAAGAAACAGACCUUCGUGGACAAGUUGCCCUCCAUUUUGAUCAUCCACUUGAAGCGGUUCUCGUUCCUCAAGGAGAAGGAUGUGGGCAUCGAGAAGCUCCGCAAGAAGGUAGAAUACCUGCACCUGUUGCACAUCUCCAAGGACAUCAUUUCCAGCAAGAACCCGCGCGAUGAGAACAACCAAUACAGGUUGAUUGGAGUUGUGUAUCAUCACGGCAGCAGUGCCCAGGGAGGCCAUUACACCAGUGACACCAAGACAGGGCACCAGUGGAUGCGGAUCGACGACACCCAGCUCAAGUCAGUGACAGAGGACGAGGUGCUCAACGGAGGCGUGGAAGAGAACAUCAAAAAUGCAUACAUCUUACUCUAUGAGAGACUCGUCUAG